Paramecium octaurelia is the source of this 1194-nucleotide messenger RNA. NCBI's taxonomy places the organism in Eukaryota, Ciliophora, Oligohymenophorea, Peniculida, Parameciidae. The record is from the annotation of a GenBank genome assembly.
GUAUUUCUCUAAUUGAAAUGAAUUAACCAGGAAAAGGAAUAAUUAUAAGAGAAUAGGCCUAAAGAAUUAAUAGUAACUUAUAUAGAGACCUAUUGGAGUAUUCAAAUUUAGAACUUAGUAAAAAUCAACAAAAUACAUUUAUUUAAAUUGCAAAAAGUAAAUUAAUAAAUAUUCUUAAUAGUUUAUGCUCUAACAGAUGAUAAGUAAUUUCAAUUAGCAAUUUAAGAGUGUUAAAAAAUUUUGAAAAAUGACCCUUAACAUCUUCAUGCCAUAUAUAGAAAAAGUAUUCAUUUUUUCCUAAGCAGGUGCUGCUUUAUAUGAUUUGGAAGAAUAUUAAGAAUCUACAUCUUGUAUUAAUGAAGCUCUCAAAUAAAAUACUAAUUAUAGUGUAGGUUAUUCAAUAAAAGGUAAUUUUUUGAAUUGUCAUAGGUAUUUCUUUAAAUGGUCUUAAAAAAUACGACGAUGCACUUAUUUGCUAUGAUAAGGCAAUUCAAAUAGAUCCAAAUUACAAGCAUGCCUAUAAUAAUAAAGGUUUUUAUUUUAUAUAUUUUUACAGGUAUUUCUUUAAAUAAUCUUAAAAAAUACGAUGAAGCACUAAUUUGCUAUGAUAAAGCAAUCCAAAUAGAUCCAAAUUACAGCGAUGCCUAUUUUAAUAAAGGUUUUUAUUUUAUAUAUUGUUACAGGUGUUUCUUUAUUAGAUCUGAUAAAAUACAAUGAUGCAUUUAUGUGCUUUGAUAAAGCACUUCAAAUAGAUCCAAAUUACGCAUAUGUCUAUAUAUAUAAGGGUUUUUAUUUUGUGUAUUUUAAUAGGUGCUUUUUUAUUAGAUCAGUAAAAAUAUGGCGAUGCACUCACCUGCUAUGAUAAAGCAAUCCAAAUAGAUCCAAAUGACAGGGAUGCCUAUGGAUAUAAAGGUUUUUAUUUUAUGUAUUGUUAUAGGCAUUGCUUUAUAUGGACUUAACAAAUAUGACGAUGCAAUUAUUUUUUUAAAUAAAGCAAUCCAAAUAGAUCCAAAUUACAGCGAAGCCUAUUUAUAUAAGGGUUUUAUUUUAUGUAUUAUUAUAGGCAUGGCUUUAACAGAGCUGAAAAAGUAUAAAUAAGCUAUCAAUAAUUAUGAAGUAGCAAUUAAGAAUUGUGAAUUUUAAAAAGAGGAAUUUAGAGACCUAAUUUUCCAAAUAUAAAAUAGGAAAUGAAAU